CAGUCCCCUCCCCUCACUUUUUUUUCUUCUGCUUCAUCUCCCCUCCCUUUCUGUCUCUUGCUGCAUCUCUAGCUCAAAAGGCACCUCGACAUCACUUAACUCCCAGUCACCUUCCCUUUUCGCAUUCUUUCUCAUUUCUCCAUAUUUCUGUCCUCCAUCUGACCAAAUCCAGCACCGUGAUGGAUAGCACCAUAUCAGCCUAUACUGAAAAGCUAAAGGAGAUGUCAAUGCUGUCUCUCAUCUGUUCCUGCCUAUAUUCUCAGCCUCAUCAUCAACCCAUCAGCCAUUUUGAAGAUAUGGAGGUAAAGUCCCUGAAUAAGCGAACAUCUGGCCAGGCUUUUGAGAUCAUCCUGAAUAGCCCCACUGAUCUGUCACCAGACAGGCCUCAGAGUCUGUAUCUGGCGGCCCACAAGAAGGAGCCCUCAUUGGAAAACCUGCAAAAAAAACUGGAUGCUGCUGAGGACAGAAGACGAAAUCUGGAGAAGCAGAUUUUGAAGCAGCUGUCACAGAAGCGUGAACAUGAGCGGAAGGUUCUCAAUAAGGCCCAUGAGGUUAAUAACAACUACAGCAGAUUAGCAGAGGAGAAGCUCAAUCACAAAAUGGAAGUGAACAAUGAGAAUCGCACAGCCUAUCUCACUGCCCUAAAGCAACGCUUGAGAGAAAAAGAGUUACAUGCCACAGAGGUACGCAAGAAUAAGGAGUUGCAGACUGAACUCUCUGGCUAAACCAUAUACAACGUCUUUCUAAGGCCUAUCAGCCUUGGAUUUGAGGAAGGCUACAACAUCUAAUAGUCAUUCUACUUGCCUGACCUUCAUAAAACAUCAACUUGGUUCACAUUUACAGUGCACUUUCUAGAAUACUCAUGCAUAUACUGGUUUUGGAUGAAAAAGUAGGUCAUCCCCUGUAGUUUUUCAGUCUGUUAAAGCAAUAUGACUCUUACUGAAUGCUAACAACAAUAAAACGACUAAAGUGAAGCAUAAUGACUCCAUAUAAAAUGUUAUCUGUUUCUCUUAUUCAAAAAGUCUCUAUUUGUCAUAUUUAUUGAUUCAUCAUCGUUCAAAUCUUUUGACCUGCUUACAAGUGAAAAUGGAGGAACGUCUGUCAAAUCUUACAUGCACUUAAUGCUCUGUGAAUAUGAAAGGAUAUAUAAAGUUAUUAUUAAAAUGAAUAUUACUUAAAAUUCCUUCAGAAAUUCUUUCACAUUAGCUUAUGUUACCUAGCUAAUGUUGUCUAGCUUCUUGACGCAUGGUAAAAUUCGUUUGUCGCUUGUUAUAAUAUGUUUAUUAUAUGCUUUGUUGACUGGGUAAACAGAUUGGAUGAACCAAGCAAAACAGAUUUGAACUUUUACACUAUUCCUGCCACUAAAGCCACAGAAUUUCCAAUGCACAAACCACAAUGUAUUUUUAGCCAAUUCUAAAAAGAAUAUGUUUCAGAGCAUGUGUGUGUUUGUGAUGAAUAUAUAUUGUGUGUUUGCGCAUGGAUGUGGUAGUCUGAUGGCUAAGGUUUGGCCUACUAAAGGAAAGGGUGUGAGAUUGAAUCCCAAGUCC
Molecule: messenger RNA, 1547 nt
Organism: Tachysurus vachellii
Lineage: Eukaryota; Metazoa; Chordata; Actinopteri; Siluriformes; Bagridae
Gene: stmn3
Product: stathmin-like 3
Exons: 5
Coding region: 180-725 (181 amino acids)
Biological process (GO): neuron projection development; regulation of microtubule polymerization or depolymerization; microtubule depolymerization
Cellular component (GO): cytoplasm; neuron projection
Molecular function (GO): tubulin binding
Source: RefSeq, a predicted model, not a curated record